Molecule: messenger RNA, 2427 nt
Organism: Linnemannia hyalina
Lineage: Eukaryota; Fungi; Mortierellomycota; Mortierellomycetes; Mortierellales; Mortierellaceae
Source: the annotation of a GenBank genome assembly
AUGUCUAAGAUGUUCCAGACACAUCCCCUCGAUCUGUAUGAGAUUCGCUCAAGAAUUGCCAACAGUCUUGGCCGUAAAGACCUCGCGACCUGUGCGCGUGUGAGUCAGGAUUGGAACGACUCUUUCACACCUCCACUCUACAACUCUGUCGUGUUGUCGAAACAUGGCCUUGGCAUGGAAUCUGUUGAGAGAAACAAGCACCUUAUACAAAGCCUGGAGAUUCGAAGAUCUGCCUAUGAAAAACUAUCAUCGACAUCAGCACGAGACAAAGUAGUUUUUAGUGUCAUGGCUAACUCGACUCUGACGACUUUGGACUUGAAUGGCAACUCGAUCGGACCCAACGGAGCCCAGGCGCUGUCUGAGGCACUCAAGACCAACUCGACUCUGACCACUUUGAACUUGUGGGACAAUUCGAUCGGAGACAACGGAGCUCAGGCGCUGUCUGAGGCACUCAAGACCAACUCGACUCUGACCACUUUGAGGUUGUGGGACAACUCGAUCGGAGACAAUGGAGCUCAGGCGCUCUCUGAGGCACUCAAGACCAACUCAACUCUGACCACUUUGGACUUGAAUGACAACUCGAUCGGACCCAAUGGAGCCCAGGCGCUGUCUGAGGCGCUCAAGGCCAACUCGACUCUAACCACUUUGGACCUGGAUGGCAACUCGAUCGAACCCAAUGGAGCUCAGGCGCUGUCUGAGGCACUCAAGACCAACUCGAUCCUAAUCACUUUAGUCUUGGAUGGCAACUCGAUCGGAGACAACGGAGCUCAGGCGCUGUCUGAGGCACUCAAGACCAACUCGACUCUGACCAUUUUGAACUUGUGGGGAAACUCGAUCGGACCCAACGGAGCUCAGGCACUGUCUGAGGCACUUAAGACCAACUCGACUCUGACCACUUUGGACUUGAAUGGCAACUCGAUCGGACCCAAUGCAGCCCAGGCGCUAUCUGAGGCACUCAAGACCAACUCGACUCUGACCACUUUGGACUUGGGGAACAACUCUAUCAGAUACAAUGGAACUCAGGCGCUGUCCGAGGCACUCAAGACCAACUCGACUCUGACCACCUUGGACUUUCAGUGGAACUCGAUCGGAGACAAUGGAGCUCAGGCGCUCUCUGAGGCACUCAGGACCAACUCGACUCUGACCACUUUGAACUUGUGGAACAACUCGAUCGGAGACAAUGGAGCUCAGGCGCUCUCUGAGGCACUCAAGACCAACUCAACUCUGACCACUUUGGACUUGAAUGACAACUCGAUCGGACCCAAUGGAGCCCAGGCGCUGUCUGAGGCGCUCAAGGCCAACUCGACUCUAACCACUUUGGACCUGGAUGGCAACUCGAUCGAACCCAAUGGAGCUCAGGCGCUGUCUGAGGCACUCAAGACCAACUCGAUCCUAAUCACUUUAGUCUUGGAUGGCAACUCGAUCGGAGACAACGGAGCUCAGGCGCUGUCUGAGGCACUCAAGACCAACUCGACUCUGACCAUUUUGAACUUGUGGGGAAACUCGAUCGGACCCAACGGAGCUCAGGCGCUGUCUGAGGCACUCAAGACCAAUUCGACUCUGACUACUUUGGACUUGAGGAACAACUCGAUCGGACCCAAUGCAGCCCAGGCGCUAUCUGAGGCACUCAAGACCAACUCGACUCUGACCACUUUGGACUUGGGGAACAACUCUAUCAGAUACAAUGGAACUCAGGCUCUGUCCGAGGCACUCAAGACCAACUCGACUCUGACCACCUUGGACUUUCAGUGGAACUCGAUCGGAGACAAUGGAGCUCAGGCGCUCUCUGAGGCACUCAGGACCAACUCGACUCUGACCACUUUGAACUUGUGGAACAACUCGAUCGGAGACAAUGGAGCUCAGGCGCUCUCUGAGGCACUCAAGACCAACUCAACUCUGACCACUUUGGACUUGAAUGACAACUCGAUCGGACCCAAUGGAGCUCAGGCGCUGUCUGAGGCACUCAAGACCAACUCGAUCCUAAUCACUUUAGUCUUGGAUGGCAACUCGAUCGGAGACAACGGAGCUCAGGCGCUGUCUGAGGCACUCAAGACCAACUCGACUCUGACCAUUUUGAACUUGUGGGGAAACUCGAUCGGACCCAACGGAGCUCAGGCGCUGUCUGAGGCACUCAAGACCAAUUCGACUCUGACUACUUUGGACUUGAGGAACAACUCGAUCGAACCCAAUGGAGCUCAGGCGCUAUCUGAGGCACUCAAGACCAACUCGACUCUGACCACUCUGGACUUGUGGAACAACUCGAUCGGAGAUAACGGAGCUCAUGCGCUGUCUGAAGCACUCAAAACCAACUCGACUCUGACCACUUUGACCUUGCAGGACAAUUCGAUCGGACCCAACGGAGCUCAGGCGCUCUCUGACGCGCUCAAGACCAACUCGAUCGUCACCAUUAUGGGCGUCGUGUUUUAA